This is a messenger RNA of Labrus mixtus (cuckoo wrasse), 2655 nucleotides long. RefSeq names its product replication protein A1 (gene rpa1). Gene Ontology annotation, biological process: telomere maintenance via telomerase; nucleotide-excision repair; meiotic cell cycle. Gene Ontology annotation, cellular component: DNA replication factor A complex; nucleus. Lineage: Eukaryota; Metazoa; Chordata; Actinopteri; Labriformes; Labridae. Gene Ontology annotation, molecular function: single-stranded telomeric DNA binding; damaged DNA binding. The record is from RefSeq and is a predicted model, not a curated record. The transcript has 17 exons. Bases 154 to 1968 code for a protein of 604 amino acids.
CAAAUACUACGCUUGGCGCGUUUGUCCAACUUGUUGGCGCCACAGACACAAUUCAUUCACCAAGUGGUGUCAGCAGGAGAAGUUUGGAGUCAGUUACUUUGCUUACAUUUCAGUGAAGUGUCCUUUUUGUCGCUAAAUAACCUAUUCGCAGACAUGACAAAGCUAUCAGAGGGUGCUAUAGAGGCUCUCACAAAUGGCACUGGUGAAAACGACCUAGUUCUUCAGCUGGUGAAUAUUCGCAAGCUUGAAGGAGGAAGUGGUCACACUCGCUGGAGGGUGAUGAUGAGCGAUGGACGGCACACACUGUCCUCCUUCAUGCUGUCAACGCAGCUCAACUUCAUGGCUGAGGAGAACAAACUGGUCCCGAACUGCAUCUGCCUUCUGAAAAGGCAUGUGACCAAUAUACUGAAGGAUGGAAGACGGGUAGUAAUCAUUUUGGAAAUUGAUGUCAUCAAGCCUGCUGAAGCUGUCGGAGGAAGAAUAGGAGACCCUACACCUUUCACUGAGGGUCAGGGUAAAGCCCCACAGCCAGUGCCGACCCCUGAACAACGCCCUCCACUACAGCCACAGAACUUAAAUGAUGCUCCUCUGCCUGUGCAACGAAGUUACAAUAAAGACUUUGGGAAGAAAGCCCCGUCUGCAAUGCCCAGCACUCCAGGGGGCAGCUCUAAAGUUGUGCCCAUCGCCAGCCUGAACCCUUACCAGUCCAAGUGGACGGUCCGAGCCCGUGUGACCAACAAGAGCACCAUCCGCACAUGGAGCAACUCUCGUGGUGAUGGCAAACUCUUCUCCAUGGAGGUCGUGGAUGAGAGUGGGGAGAUCCGUCUGACGGGUUUCAACCAGGAGGUGGACAAGUUCUUCAGCCUCAUUGAGGUUGGCAAGGUCUACUACAUCUCCAAGUGCUCCCUAAAGAUCGCCAACAAGCAGUACACGUCAGUGAAGAACGACUACGAGAUGACCCUCAACGGGGAGUCCUCCAUCAUCCCCUGUGAUGACAGCAGCGAUGUUCCCAUGGUGCAGUGCGACUUUGUCUCUAUUGCCGACCUGGAGAGCAGAGAGAAGGAUUCCACUAUUGAUGUGAUUGGAGUGUGUAAGAGCGUGGAUGAAGUGACCCGCCUCACAACUAAGUCUAACAAAGAAGUUUCCAAGAGGACAAUUGGUCUAAUGGACAUGUCGGGGAAGCUGGUGACUGUUACACUGUGGGGAGAGACAGCGGAGACUUUUGAUGGCUCUGGACAGCCCAUUUUAGCCAUUAAGGGGGCGAAGCUUUCAGACUAUGGAGGCCGCUCCAUCUCCGCAUCCUUCAGCAGCACCCUGAUGAUCAACCCAGACAUCCCUGAGGCAUAUAAGCUCCGAGGCUGGUAUGACAAGGAGGGUUAUGCCAUGGAGGGACAGUCUCUGACAGAGUCCAAAGGUGGCGGCGGGGGAGGAAACACCAACUGGAAGACUCUGUCUGACGUCAAGACUGAGCACCUGGGACACGGAGACAAGGCGGAUUACUACACCUGCAUCGCUACCAUAGUUUACCUGCGCAAGGAAAACUGCCUUUACCAGGCCUGUCCCAGCCAAGACUGCAACAAAAAAGUAGUAGAUCAACAGAAUGGCAUGUUCCGCUGUGAAAAGUGCGACAAAGAGUUCCCCAACUUCAAGUACCGCCUCGUCCUUUCUGCCAACAUUGCAGAUUACGGGGACAACCAGUGGGUGACUUGCUUCCAGGAGAGUGCAGAGGUCAUCCUCGGCCAAAAUGCAGCUUACCUGGGGCAGCUCAAGGAGUCGAACGAAGCUGCCUUUGACGAGGUCUUCCAGCAAGCCAACUUCAACACGUUCGUCUUCCGCAGCAGAGUGAAGCUGGAAACAUACAACGAUGAAUCCAGGAUCAAGGCUUCAGUGAUGGAGGUGAAGCCUGUGGACCACAAGGACUACAGCAAGAGGCUGAUCAUGAACAUAAGGAACAUGGCUUCUAAUUAGACACCGUGUUUUGUCCCUGUACAGACGGCUCUAAACGUGAUAAAGUUUUGCUUACAUAGCAGUUAAGUUUAUUGUCUUGUUGUUCGUUUUGUGUUUAACUUUCCCCCGAGUGAGAAAUCCUUCAGAAGUACUUGUGACUGUACACCUUCACUUUGUAAAAUAAUGUUUGGUGACCUGAUUCUGGGAACACUUUUUCUUCUUUGUUGGUGAACAUAACAGACAAUGUUUCUCUCUGUUUUUACCCUUUCCUCUUUGUUAUUUGGGGGAAGCAGAGCAGAGAGUGGGUCAGUCAGCCACAAAAGAAAUCAUCAGCGUGUCUUAAGUCAGCCAGUUGUUCCUGCAUGCACUGUGGUCAUGAAGGGGGUGGGUGUGUGUGUGUGGAGGGGACCAGAACAGUAGCUAGCAGUCUUUUAUACUUUAUGACGCUCCCAGUCAUAAUGGCUCGGUUGGACCUGCACAUUCCCGAUAAGACACUCUACUCUCACUCUGUCCUCCCCCCUCAGUCUCUCACAUAAUUGCAAACAUAAGCACAUGUACACAUUCACAGUGCAGACCUAAUGGGGAAAUGCACUUCUCUCUAUUUAAACAGAUUCAAGGUGUUUACAAUCUUUUCAAUGCCUUGGAAAUGUAAGUUCUGUAGUUUUGUUUUUGGGAUAGUUAACUGAUAAUAAAAAGUUUGUAACCAAA